Scleropages formosus (Asian bonytongue) is the source of this 1410-nucleotide messenger RNA. RefSeq names its product cellular communication network factor 4a (gene ccn4a). NCBI's taxonomy places the organism in Eukaryota, Metazoa, Chordata, Actinopteri, Osteoglossiformes, Osteoglossidae. Gene Ontology annotation, biological process: signal transduction; cell adhesion; positive regulation of cell differentiation. The transcript is spliced from 5 exons. Gene Ontology annotation, molecular function: integrin binding; heparin binding. Gene Ontology annotation, cellular component: extracellular region; extracellular matrix. The record is from RefSeq and is a predicted model, not a curated record. The coding region runs from base 169 to 1245 and encodes 358 amino acids.
AGUCAGACCUGACGUCAGGACACUUGGAGUCCACAUAAAAAGGCGCGCGGGGACUUUGCCGGGAAUGCCAACGUGAGGAUGUGGAAGAAAGCGGAGAAACGCCUCAGACCUUUUCAUUUCACAAGGAUCUGAUUCUGGGUUCAAUGACUUUAACGCUGGGCUCCAGGGAUGAGGUGGCUUCUACAGUGGAUUCUAAUACUAGUAAUAGUAGCCCACGUCCAUCAGGCCUCCUCCCAGGGCUCCAUUGGUGAGUUGCCUACACCCACCACGCCAGAGCCAGUGGGCCGCACGCAAUACUGCAAGUGGCCCUGCAAAUGCCCCAAGAGCCCCCCGCAAUGCCCGCCAGGGGUCAGUCUUCUCACGGAUGGCUGCGACUGCUGCAAGGCCUGUGCCAAGCAGGUGGGUGAGACCUGCAACGAGGCUGACAUCUGCGACCACCACAAGGGCCUGUACUGCGACUAUAGCGCUGACAAGCCUAGGUACGAAAAAGGAGUGUGUGCAUAUGUGGUGGGCACCGGCUGUGAACACAAUGGAGUGAUCUAUCGUAAUGGACAGAGCUUCCAACCCAGUUGCAAGUACCGCUGCCUGUGUGUGAACGGCGCCAUUGGGUGUGUGUCGCUCUGCACUGACUCGCAGCCACCCCUCGUAUGGUGCCAGGCCCCACAACGGGUCAGGCUGCCAGGCCGCUGCUGCGAGGAGUGGAUCUGCGACGAAUCUAGAAAGGCGCGUAAAACCGCUCCCAGGCACGCUCUAGAAGUGUUUCCCAAUGACAAUGAGAUAUGGCACAAGAACUGCGUGAGCCAGACUACGCCCUGGAGUCCAUGUUCGAGGACAUGUGGUCGGGGCAUUUCCAUGCGCAUCUCCAAUGCCAAUGAUCAGUGUGAGAUGGUGAAGGAGACACGUCUAUGUACAAUCCGACCAUGCGAAGUGGACAUCACCAAGCACAUUAAGCCAGGGAAGAAGUGCUUAAACAUCUAUCGGGAGGACCAGGCUCAGAACUUCACCAUCUCCGGCUGCACCAGCAAGAAGCAGUAUUGGCCCAAGUACUGCGGGGUUUGCACAGAUGAGCGCUGUUGCAUCCCCUAUAAGUCCAAAACCAUCGAGGUGGAGUUCCAGUGUCCUAACGGGUCUACGUUCACCUGGCAAGUUAUGUGGAUAAAUGCCUGCUUUUGCAACCUCACCUGCAAGAACCCCAAUGACAUCUUCCGUGAACUGGAGCGAUAUUAUGAUUAUCCUGAUGUCUAAGUCGUCAGGUGGCUUCUUUAAUUCCCCAUGUGCUUACAAUUUUCCUUUCACUAUCAAGCCCUCACAAAACAUGUCCCAGCAGAGUCUAAGGGUGGCAAAAGGUGAAUUAUUGACAACCUCCUGUCUACUAGACCUUGACAUUUUCAUAUGUUACACGUAAAAGUC